This is a messenger RNA of Drosophila grimshawi, 2568 nucleotides long. Its product is annotated as alanine aminotransferase 2. Gene Ontology annotation, biological process: biosynthetic process. NCBI's taxonomy places the organism in Eukaryota, Metazoa, Arthropoda, Insecta, Diptera, Drosophilidae. Bases 277 to 2064 code for a protein of 595 amino acids. The transcript has 8 exons. Gene Ontology annotation, molecular function: L-alanine:2-oxoglutarate transaminase activity; pyridoxal phosphate binding. The record is from RefSeq and is a predicted model, not a curated record.
CAUGCAAAUUCAAAACAUUGGAGCACACACUGGCGCUAUUUCUUGAGCGUCGCACACACACACGCACACAUACACACGGCGAAUUUAUUCACGAGACUUGAGUGUGUGUAGAACAAACACUUGGGGUGUUGACAGCCAGCCAGCAGCAGGCAGCCACCGCUCGCAAGCACAUUAGAUAACCAAGAGAGACAGAGAGGGAGAUAAAUAAUCAGACAGAAGCUCCAAAAGUGUCAUUGCAACAAUUAAGAGACAGUGAAGAGGACAACAACCGUUAAGAUGAGUCGUCAGCUGUUAAGAGGUACAUCGCUGCAGCGCGCUGCCAACGUCGUCGCUGCGACAUCGAGUAGACCUAUGGUCAUACAGCCAGCGCAUCCAAUGGAGCAUCGCAGUCCGCUGCAGCAGCAACAAUGUAAACUAACGCCAAGCAUUGUCAUACGUCGCUGGAAAUCGUUUCUACAUAACAAUAACAGCAGCGCUCAAACAGCAGCAGCAACAACAGCAGAAGCAGCUACAGUCACAGUGACAGCGACGCCACGCCGCAGUCAAGCUGAAACAUUGAACGCGCGUGGUAGCCAUUCACCGUUCGACGCUCCUUCUCGCUGUAUGUCGACGAAAAGCCAAAACAACAUGAAAUUCGUUACGAUAGACAACAUCAAUGCCAACUUUAAGGCAAUGGAAUACGCGGUGCGCGGCCCGAUCGUAAUACGCGCCGGCGAAAUCGAAAAGGAACUGUUAAAGGGCGUGAAGAAGCCAUUCGAUCGGGUCAUUCGGGCCAACAUUGGCGAUUGCCAUGCGAUGGGUCAAAAGCCUUUAACCUAUUUGCGACAGCUAAUGGCACUUACCAUGGAGCCCCGUCUGCUGAACUCUCCCGAGUAUCCCGAAGACAUGAAGAAGCGCGCCCGCGAUCUUCUGGACGCCUGUCUGGGCGGAUCGACCGGCUCGUACACCGACUCGGCGGGCAUUGAGUUCGUGCGUCGCCAGGUGGCUGCCUUCAUCGAGAAGCGGGAUGGCGGAGUGCCCUGCGACUAUCAGAACAUCUAUUUGACUGGCGGCGCCUCGCCAGGCAUUAAGAGCGUUCUGUCGCUCCUCAAUUGCACUGUGGAUGGUAAGACUCCCGGCGUAAUGGUGCCGAUACCACAGUAUCCACUGUACUCGGCCUCGCUGACCGAGAUGGGCAUGACGAGGGUUGACUAUUUCCUGGAUGAGGAUAACUGCUGGGGACUCGAUCGCAAGGAGCUGCAGCGUUCCUACAACGAGGCCAAGAAGCAGUGCAAUCCACGCGUGCUGGUCGUCAUCAAUCCGGGUAAUCCCACCGGCCAGGUGCUCACCCGCAAAAACAUUGAGGAGAUCAUCAAAUUUGCGUACGACAACAAGAUGAUCAUCAUGGCCGAUGAGGUCUACCAGGCGAAUGUCUACGAUAAGAACUCCAAGUUCUAUUCAUUCAAGAUGGUCAUGAACGAAAUGGGCGGACCCCACCGCACCCAGGAGCUGAUCAGUUUUCUGUCCGUCUCCAAGGGUUAUCUCGGCGAAUGCGGCAUUCGUGGCGGUUACAUGGAGGUUAUUAACAUGUGCCCCGACGUUAAGGCCGUCCUCACCAAAUCAAUAACGGCACAAUUGUGCAGCACCACCGCCGGCCAGAUUGCAGUCAGUGCUCUGGUCAAUCCACCCCAGCCCGGUGAGCCAUCCUAUGAACUCUACGAAAAAGAGAAGUCCGCCGUUUUGGGUGCACUGAAGGAGCGCGCCAAACUAGUCUACGAUACGCUUAGCACAUUCGAGGGCUACACGGUGAAUCCGGUGCAGGGCGCCAUGUACGUUUUCCCCAAGAUCGAGAUACCGGCCAAGGCUGUCGAGGCGGCCAAGGCCAAGAAGAUGCAUCCGGAUGUUUUCUACGCAUUUGAGCUGCUCGAGACGACGGGCAUUUGCAUUGUGCCCGGCAGCGGUUUUGGCCAGAUACCCGGCACGUAUCAUUUCCGUAGCACAAUUCUGCCGCAGACGGACUUGCUGAAGGAGAUGAUGAAGAAGUUCGGUGUGUUCCACACCGAAUUCAUGAAAAAAUACCAGUAGAUCCCGUAGAUGCUGCGAUGGAACCGUCAGUACAAGUGGACCCUGUACACACAACGAUGGAUCCAUCCAGGCCGUUCUCCAUUAACCAAAUAGACGAUGUUUUACGACGCUGCAGCUUUUAGCCAACUAAAUAGAAGAAACACACCAUUUCGUUUAUUAUUAUUAUUGCUUAUUAUUUUCGUUUGCAACAUUAAAAAUAAAAAAAAGAAAACAAUAACAUAUUCAAACAUAAUUUAGAUGUAUACUUAUAAAAGGUUUCGUCGUAUCCGAUUGUACUUUAUAUGUUCCAUAUGUGUUUUAUCUAUUGAUGGAUUGGCUCGGAGUGAAAGCAGAAUUGAAAGGAGCAUAACUUAAAUUGACAAUAAUGAAUUGUUUGAGUAAAUAUAAUGGCUUAUUGCUUUGUUGCAAUUAUAUGUAUAUUAUGAUAUUGUUGAAAGAUUAAAACAAAAUAUGAUUAUUAUAGUACAUCGUACAAUUAAAUGUCCUUACUAAAUGUUAAAUAUA